AUGAAUCAAUCCGACUUUCUGAAACAAAUGUUUGGCCUCGAUGGAAAAACUGCCGUCGUCAUCGGUGGAACGGGUGAACUUUGCUCUGAAAUGGCCUAUGGCCUCGCCCUCGCUGGUGCCGAAGUUGUCCUCGUCGGCCGUGAUGAAGAAAAAGCCGCCCAGCGCCUUGCCCGCAUCCAAGAAGCUGGAGGAAAAGGAUACUUCAUCGCCGCAGAUGCCAGUGACCGCCAAUCGCUCAACGAACUUCUCAACUACGUCAUCGACGCCUCAGGCCAUGCCGACAUCCUCAUCAAUGGCGCCGGCGUAAACUCCCCCACCCCCGCCCUAGAAAUCACCGAUGAAGAAUUCCACCAAAUCCUAGACAUCAACCUCGUCGGCACCCUCCGCGCCUGCCAAGUCUUUGGCAACUACUUCCUCAGCCGCGACAUCCAAGCCUCCAUCAUUAACCUCGGAUCCAUCAGCGGGCUAAACCCCCUUUCCCGUGUCUUCUCCUACUCUGCCUCCAAAGCCGCCGUGCAUAACCUCACCCGCAACCUCGCCCGUGAGUGGGCCGAUAACCUCAUCCGCGUCAACACCCUCGUCCCCGGAUUCUUCCCAGCGGAACAAAACCGUAAAGUCCUCGACGAAUCACGCGUCGCCGACAUCCUCAGAAAAACUCCCGCCUCACGAUUCGGCUCUCCUCAAGAACUCAUCGGCGCCACCCUCCUCCUCGCCUCCAACACCGCCGGCAGCUUCAUCACCGGCACCGAAGUCAUUGUUGACGGCGGCUUCAACUCUAUGUCCAUCUAA
This is a messenger RNA of Nerophis lumbriciformis (worm pipefish), 789 nucleotides long. The record is from RefSeq and is a predicted model, not a curated record. NCBI's taxonomy places the organism in Eukaryota, Metazoa, Chordata, Actinopteri, Syngnathiformes, Syngnathidae.